This is a messenger RNA of Tribolium castaneum (red flour beetle), 1105 nucleotides long. RefSeq lists its product as uncharacterized. The transcript is spliced from 4 exons. The coding region runs from base 12 to 1076 and encodes 354 amino acids. The record is from RefSeq and is a predicted model, not a curated record. Lineage: Eukaryota; Metazoa; Arthropoda; Insecta; Coleoptera; Tenebrionidae.
UCAGUCUCGAGAUGUUGUUCAAAAUUGUCAUCCUCUUACUGGCUUUAACGGCCACGCUCGAGGCCUCCUCCAAGCCUCUGAAGCGGAUGCGGAAAGACCUCGCUUCCCUCCCGCUGAAACCCAAAGCGAAAGACCGCUUUAGCACCCUUGUGCGGAAAAGGCGAGAGACGAACGAUGACGAAGUCUCGGUCGAAGUGACAGAUGUGGAAGUUGUAGAUAUGAUGAAGUUUUUUAUCGCGGCCGCCUGGGAGGAGGACAAGAAGGCGAUGUUGAGCGAUUUUUUGACCGAUGAGACUAACCACGAGUCCAAUAUGACUGUCAUAGGUUGGCAACGCGUGUUCGACGAAACGGGGAAAAUCACAAAGUUGGCAACCAUUCAGAUGGUGAUUCCCCCAAAACCGAUAACCGAGAUCGACAUUGCGCGAACCGACGAUGACGACGACGACGACAGUGACGAGGACGACGACCGGCUUUUGCCGCACGACGAAAUCAACGAAAUGAAGGAAAUGUUCGAGCCAAUGGCGAAACUUGGGAUUCCCCUAAGUAUGACGAUGGAGACGUACGAUAAAAAAGGCAAAUGCGAGUACAUGCUGUACAUGGAUAAGGACGAGUUGUAUGGCAAAGCUGAAGGUUUUGCCGUUUACAAUAAAACUUCAGUCGCGACUGAGAAGGAAGUUAGCGACUUUAUCGACAGUUUGAAACCUGCUGGUUUGGGGAAACCCUCAGUACUUAAAUAUGACGUCGACAACCACCUGAUAGUGGACCAUAGUAAUAUCAGACCACACAUGUUGGGCGACGUUUUGGAACAUUACGAGGCCACAGAUGACAUGCUGAUUGAGGGACCGCAAAUUAUUGCCCAAAUUUCGCAACAGUACCCCAAAGACAGUAUUCCCAAACACUUGGCGACUGAAUACAACAAGAAGUACCCAGAGUAUAAAUGGCGGGUUUUGGUCGAUCCCGAUAAUUAUUAUAUUACCAGAGACGUGUCCUUAUCAUUGAGUUAUGAUAAUUUUGAUUUGGACGAGAAUAGUUACGUUUGGUACUUGGUGUACGGGGUCAAGAAGGCCAAAAAAUAAUUUUAAAUAAAUGUUUUGUGGGCUGUUUA